AGCGCUUUCAAACCCGAAGGACGAGUUGCCGUCUUUCAAGGCAUCUACAGUUCAAGAUGUCUUUCUUUCCUACCUUCCUCUUCAUCCUUUUAACUAUAGCCUCAAUUCGGGCUUUUAAGUUAACAGCGAAGAAUGCAGAGACGAACGUACAUCACCGAAUGACCAGAAGAGAGAUACAGACAUAUUUCGGUGUCGAUUCCCACGAUAAAGUUCCAUCAUACGAUAUAGCGUUUCCUUAUCAAGGAAAUCACGAUGGAGAGUUUAUGUCCUACAAGCUCAACCAGCCAACCAGACAUAAACGCAGUAUCAAUGAGCCUAAUGUCUGGUAUUUUAACAUCCAAGCUCUUGGCCUUAACUUGAAUCUAAAUCUUACUAAAAUGCGACAACUGGUUAAUCCUAAAGUGCAAGUAGAGACACGGCAUGAGAAUGGCUCGAUUACUUACAGUCCACAGUCAAAGAGGAUAUUCUUAAAAGGACACGUUGUCUCGAAACCAGGCUCUCUGGUGACAAUGAAUAGUGAUGAAGGACUGACUGGCAUGAUCAGCCUCCUGGAUCAGCUUCUAUUCGUACAUCCCCUACCAUCCCACUUGGCAAAGGAAUAUCAGUCAAAAGGAGGCGCUCAAGCCCACGUGGUUUACCGACAUCCUUCUAGCGACGAGUCGAAUGCAAAAAGAUCGUGUCAUGUAGAAGAACCAAGGGAAAAGCGCAGCAUCAAUAGCCCACGAUCCAGGCGAUCAGCUGAGGAGCAUGCGCAGUCUUCUCCAACAAAGAUAUUGGAAGUGGCUAUGAUAGCAGACAAAUAUGUCAUCGAACACAAAGGGGAAGAUAAAGCAGCUGAAUUCAUGAUCAUGGUGGCUCAUAUUAUUGACACUAUUUUCCAAGACCCAAGCGUCGGUAAAAAGAAAGUCCACAUUGAGCUCGUUAAAAUAGUUCUGGAGAAAGAAUCGCUUGGUUAUAAAGCAGAUGAAGACAAUAAGAAAAAGAUUGGCCACCUGGCUGACUGGGGUGUCCGAAACAUCGUGUUGGACAACGGAAAACCUGGCCACGCCGAUACACUGGUACUUCUGACCAGAGGAACCAGUGGAGGUCUUGCUCAGGCAAGUUCUACAUGCACGACACAGUUUGGUCGCACUGUAAACUCAGACAUUGGACUGGCGAGUGCUCUCAUCAUAGCCCAUGAAAUUGCCCAUUCGUUUGGCGUCCGUCAUGACGGUGCUGGACCUGAAUGUCCAAACCAUGUUUAUCUGAUGUCAUCAUCUGUCAGCGGUGGAAAGCGAGCCAUGGAAUGGUCCAAGUGCUCCAGACAAGAUAUCCAGGACUUCCUUAAUGGACCAAGGUCAUCGUGUCUUGACAAUAAGCCUCCAGGAGUAUCAGGGUUUGCAGAUGUCGACCAUCUCAUUCCAGCCAAAUACACCAAGAUGCUUCCUGGUCAAAUCUUUAAUGGCACAGCACAGUGUCAGUUACAGUAUGGUCCUGAUUUCUUUCACUGCGCUCAGAAACAGUCUGACUGCGGGCGUCUCUUCUGUUCCAAUGACGGCGUCCAAUGUCACAGCUUUAUAGCACCAUCAAUGGACGGCACAAAAUGUGGGGAAAGACAUUGGUGUAUAAAGGGCCAAUGCGUGGAUGAUGGAUCUCCAAUGAUUGACGGUGGGUGGUCUGGUUGGUCUGAGUACACCAAGUGUUCUAGGAGAUGUGGCGGAGGUGUUAAAUGGAGAACUCGAUCCUGCACCAAUCCACUGCCACAAGGAGGAGGCGAAGACUGCGAAGGUGAUGAAAGAGGACAUUUUGCUCUCUGCAAUACACAGGAUUGUCCCAAAGGCACCAAAACCUACCGCCAGAAACAGUGCGAAGCACACAACCCUGGUUCCCACGUGCACUGGAGUGCAGUCGACCCCUGCCAGUUGUCCUGCCUUAAAGGAAAUUUGCUAUAUUCAUACGGUCGAGCGGCCGAUGGUUCGAGGUGUAGUGGUGACCCAAGGCUAAAACAUGUCUGCAUCCAAGAUAAAUGCUGGCCGGUAGGCUGUGAUAAUAAGCUUUUUUCUGGGACAGAGCAUGACCGAUGCGGAGUUUGUGGCGGUGAUAGCUCAUCGUGUACUUUGGUUAAGGGAGAGUACACUAAAGAAUGGAGAGGAUGGGGUCCUGGUCAUCCAGACAAGAUCGUUGACAUUCCUACAGGCUCGACCAAUAUAUUGGUAUCCAUGAGAGAACUUACCACACACUUACUUGGGGUACAAAAUGCAAACAAUCAAUACCUGUACAAUGUUGGCUACACAUGGAGCACAGUCGUACCAGCAGCAGGGACCAAAGUAGCAUACGACCACGAACAACAAGUGUAUAAGGAUAAGGUCAUCAUAAGAGGACCCACUACUGAGCCUCUAAAGAUUAUGUACGUUGGUCUGAGGAAAAAAAACCCUGGUGUAGACUUCCAGUUCUAUACUCCAAAGGAAGGGAAAGUUACUCCUGAAGACACUCGUUGGGAUGYUGGCUCAUGGACCGCAUGUACGGAACAAUGCGCUGGAGGUUUCCAGGCUCGUUCUGUGAAAUGCGUGCGGAAGGAUGACAAAUCAUGGGUAAACGAUAAAGUUUGCUUGAAAUCUUCAGCCAAACCAGAAAUCCAGCAAAAAUGCAACACAGAUCCAUGUCAACCCAGCUGGUAUCAAUCAAAAUGGCGACCAUGUUCGAAAACAUGUGGCAAAGGAGUCCAGAUACGAGAAAUUGUCUGUCGCAAAAAAAUGGCGCCUGGAAGGUUCGAAACAGUUUCUGAUUCAGAAUGUGACAUUGACAAAAGACCCAAAGGUCUUGAAGAGCAGGACUGCAAUAUGGUUGCCUGUCCAGCGGAGUGGGUACCAACCAAGUGGUCAAAGUGUUCUGCUUCGUGCGGUCCUAAGGGUAUCACCACACGAUCUCUCAAAUGUAAAAGGCUGGAUGAAAAUGGCGCGUACAUAUCUGUUGCCGACCGACUGUGCCGACACUCGAUUCAACCACCAACUGAAGAAGGUUGCAACAAUGAUAUAACUUGUCCAUUGACGCUGAGCAGUCCGGAUGGCAAGAAGUUUGUACCACUCGGCUGCUACAGAGACUACCGUGGUUACCACGCUCUGCCCGAGAUGGUCGCUAACCUAAGACCUGAAAUCAACUGGUAUCGUCUAGAAAAAACAGUCAAGGAAUGCGCAGAGAAAGUCAGUCAAAAGAAUUCAACGUACAAGGUAUUUGGGGUGCAGUUUUACGGCGAGUGUUGGUCUGGAGACAAAGCUGACUCAACCUAUGGUGAAUAUGGCGGGUCCAAAAAUUGCUGGAAAGGCGUUGGUGGAAGCAAUGCUAACUAUGUGUACACUUUCGUCUAAAGUGAGGUCACCUCAUGAAUCUGUUUGAGAAACAAUCACUGUUGUACUCCCCUUACCGCGAAGAAAACAUCAAAGACCAUAAUCAACAUUGUUGGACUCACUACGAAUAUGCAUUUGAUUUGAUUUUAGAUUUUUUACUGUUUUAUUGGUGGUAGUAAUUUUUUUGGGGAGAGAAUAGUCAUGUAUCUAGGAGAAGUUACCCUGAAUGAUGUCAUAAAUAAAGUGAAUGAUCAAAAGCCAUAA
Actinia tenebrosa (Australian red waratah sea anemone) is the source of this 3587-nucleotide messenger RNA. RefSeq names its product A disintegrin and metalloproteinase with thrombospondin motifs 6. Gene Ontology annotation, biological process: extracellular matrix organization; proteolysis. Gene Ontology annotation, molecular function: metalloendopeptidase activity. The record is from RefSeq and is a predicted model, not a curated record. Gene Ontology annotation, cellular component: extracellular matrix. Lineage: Eukaryota; Metazoa; Cnidaria; Anthozoa; Actiniaria; Actiniidae.